CGCAGGGACUCUCAGGGACCAGAAAGGGAAGCUGUGCGCCGCGCGGUUGGGUUGCCUCUGGCUCUUGCAGGCCAAGCGUGGCUCGGACGGUGCGUGUGUGCUUGCGGACUCGCGUGCAGGGCGGCUCCAGUGACCCGGCGCGUAAGCGUGUGCAGCGGGGAGUCCUCCGAGCGCUCCCAGCCCCGCUGUCCGGUCUGGAUGCCUUUCCGGUUGGCGCGCGAGGAGGGGGCUGGUAGCGGGAGAGGCGGGGACCCCCGAACGAGAGAAACCCCCGAGUCACCGAGUCUCUUUUGCUUGCCUCCGUAGACCAUGGACCUGCACGGCGGCCGCUGGCUCGGAGCGCGGCCGCCCGCCGAGAAGCCCAGUCCGCCGGUGUGCUGACCGGUUCUACUGCCUGUGCCGCCGGUGACCCCAGACGCUGCUUCCCGCGCGCCGCCCGCGCGCCGCCUGCACAGCGAGCCGCCCCCAGGCCCCGGCCGCGCUGCUUGCUGGAGGCGGCGGCGGGCCGGGGCCGGGGCCCGGCAUGGAUGGCCGAGACUUCGCGCCGCCGCCGCAUCUGCUGUCGGAGCGCGGGAGCCUGGGCCACCGCAGCGCCGCGGCCGCCGCGCGCCUCGCUCCCGCCGGCCCAGCCGCGCAGCCGGCCGCGCAUUUCCAGCCCGGAAAGUACUUCCCGUCGCCGUUGCCGAUGGCUUCGCACACAGCUGGCAGCCGCCUGAUGGGAAAUCCCCCAGCCUCCUCUUUCAUGGGCGGCUUCCUCACCAGCAGCCUGGGAUCGGCAGCUUCUGCACACCCCAGUGGCCCUACAUCUUCUCCCUCUGAGCCAGCCUACCGAGGGUCCCACCCCGCCACCUCCCAGAUCUGGUUCUCCCACGCUCAUGAAGCUCCUGCGUACCCCAGAUUUUCGGGGAGUCUGGCAUCCACCUUCCUACCCGUGAGCCACUUGGAUCACCAUGGAAACAGCAAUGUUCUCUAUGGGCAACAUCGUUUCUAUGGAACCCAAAAAGAUAACUUCUACCUGCGAAACCUGCCCCCACAGCCCACAAUCCUACCUGCCAACCACAACUUCCCGGGAGUGCCCCGAGCCAGCCCUGCUCAUCCCAUUGGAUCCUGCAGCCGGGACCGCAUCGAGGCUGCCCCGCUGCAGAAGGGUCCUAAGGAAUUUGACCGCUUCCUCAUGGGUAAAGAGCUGGGCAAAGAGAAAGCUGGCAAGGUAGCGGAAGGCAGAGAGCGCCAUGUGGCAGAGGAAGACAGCGGCAAAGACCGCCAAAAACUGGUGCCACCCAUGCCCCCCGAGGGGUCCUGCAAGGAGGGGGCUCCCGCAACUCGGGGGUCCUGUGAGGGCCGCCCCAAACAUCUCACCUCCUGUCUGCUCAACACCAAGGUACUCAACGGAGACAUGGGCAAGGCCUCACUGGCCAGCUGUGCAGGGGGAAUGCUAGGCCGGCCCAGCACGGGUGUAGCAGCACCUGGACGCUGUGCCAAGGAGGUGGCGGGCCCUGUGGAGCCCGGGCCGGCCUUCAGCGAGUGCCUGGAGCGGCGACAGAUGCUGCAUCAUUCUGUGUCCUACACAGUACCCUCUGGCCUGCCUGCCGGGCCGCCCCCUCCCCUCAGCACAGGCCCUGCAGGCUCCUUUCCCUGCCUGCAGCUGCAUGCAGGUCCAGAGGGGCUCUGCCCCCUUCAGGACAAAGUCUCCCGGGACCUAAAGGCCAGCGGGCCCACCUUUGUGCCUUCUGUGGGACACCUGGCUGACAAGAGCCGCCCUUUCCAAGUAGCAGAGGCCUGUGCCGUGGCAGGUGAUGGCAAGGACAGGCACCUGGAUGGGGCCAUGGCCCCCGACCAUGGCGCACCCUAUGGGGUCUCCUAUGCCCACCUAAAGGCCGAGGGCAAGGGUGAACGUCGACCUGGGGGCUUUGAGGCAGCCCUCCACCCCCGGCUGAAGGGCCUGGAGUAUCUCGGUGCCGGCCCUGAGGCCCCUUUCCCUGGACUCCCCAAAGGUGGUCUGGACAAGAGUGGCUACUUCGAGUUGCCUACCCCUUCACAGGACUGUGCCCGGCCCAAUCACCAAGACUCACUGAGUGGGAAGGCCACCCAGGCCUGCUGCACUUUAGACAAAAUGACCAGCAAAGAGGCCCCUGCUGGUCCCCCAGUGGCCCAGAAGGUGGCCCGGAUCCGGCAUCAGCAGCACUUGGUGGCUCCUGAGGUAGAGUCAGGGGGCAGUGGGGUUGAGGCUAAACGCAAGUCCGUGGAGCUGGCAUCCCUGGGUUACAGCGGGCCCCAUAUGCCUCCGUGGGGCGUUCAGACAGGCCACGGCACCUCCAUGGCCGUCAGUGAAGAGAGAAAGGGUAAUGCCUACCUUGACCCCUUCGGCAAUGGCCUACAGCAGGCAGCCCUCCUGUCCCAGGAGCUUCCCACUCCACCAGAUGAGGUCUCGGCCAUGAAGAACCUGCUCAAGUACAGCAACCAAGCCUUGGUCGUGGGCCAGAAGGCUCCCUUUGUGGGUCUGGGUGGCCUCAAAGCCAGCUGCGUCCAGCAGGAAGCCAAGUUCCCAGCCACUAAGGGCCCGGGCCCAGUGGAGAGACCGGACUGCGCCCGCAGCCGGGACCACGAGGCCCCGCACGGAGACGGGGAAGUCCGGCAGCCACCUGUAGGCAUUGCAGUGGCCUUGGCUCGGCAGAAGGACACCGCCAGCAGACCUGAUUCAGCCUACAGUACCAACAGUAGUGGGCGGCAGGGCAGGGCCGCCCCCACCUUCAAAGCUGCUGGAGCGUCCCGUGCUGCCCACGCGCUGGACCUGGAGAGUGAGGAGGAAAGGACGCGGAUGUGUGAUGACCGCCUGGGGCUGCCCGGCCGAGAACUGCUAUUACAAGACAACCAAGACCUCGUGGAAUUUGCCCGGAUCCACCCUUCAAGCAGCUGCCCUGGAGACCUGCCCCCACACCUCAUGAUGCAAGGCGGCCAGCUGGGCGGGGACCCGGCCCCCCACCCCCACCCUGCCCACCCCCACUGGCUGCCCCGCACCCGAAGUCCCUCCUUGUGGAUGGGGGGACAUUCCUAUGGCCUCGGACACCCUGCCCUGCACCAGAAUCUGCCCCCUGGCUUCCCGGCUUCUGUGCCCGGAUCCAUGCCCUCAGUGUUCCCCCUUCCCCAAGAUGCACCCACGCAGCUAGUCAUCUUACCCUCGGAACCCACACCCCACACUACCCCUCACACGCUUGCUGACGUUAUGGACCAGGCCUCACUGUGGCCCCCCAUGUAUGGGGCACGGGGCCCUCCUUCACAUAUGCAGCACCCUGGCCAGCUCCCAGUAUACUCUAGGUCCCAGCUGCUGAGGCAGCAGGAGCUGUAUGCACUGCAGCAGCAGCAGCAGCAGCAGCAACAGCAGCAACAGCAGCAGCAGCAUCGGGCCACCCAAGCACUGGAGCUGCCCCGAGCUGCCCAGUUCCAGCGCAAGCCUGAGGAUCGUCACGUGGAGCUGGAGGAGCCUGCCCAGGAGAAGGCCCCGAAGUCCACCCACAAGCCAGUUGCCUUAACCCCCAUGGCCAAGGGCACCCCCCCAUCUGCCCCUGCAGGCCUGGUCAAGCUAUCACCCUGCUGCCACUCACCCACUCUGAAGACCCCUGCUGGUGGCCCCACACCACCUCCUCGUCCCAACGCCCCCUGCACUUUAUCCAUCUGCCCUACUGGCAGCCCAGGGCCUGGCUCCAAGGUGCCUAGCACCAAGGACAAGAGUGGGGAGGGCCAGCGGGCUGGAACCGACCUCACCACGCUGGAACCAGACCUGCCUCCAGGAUUGAACCCCACGGCUGGUGUGGACUUCUCCCUCCCUGCAGAUGUGCACUCCUCUGAACCCCCAGACCCCAAAACUAUGCAAACCACUACCCCAGGGACUCGGCCUGAGCCCACAAGGACGUUCUUACCUGGGGAGCCACCCCCCUGCAGCCCCAGGAGCCUAGAGGAGCCUGGGCUGCUCUCAAGGGCCAGGGAUGCCACCCAGGAUCUUGCCAUCAUACCCCACCCCGUAGAGCGGGGACUCCCACCAGGAAAGGCAGAUGACCCUGGUCCACUUGAGGGCUUGCAAGCACUGAGAUUUGGAGACCUCCUGGAGGGAGGAGGCACUGAGGCUACUGGGCAGACCAGUUCUACUCAGGGAGGGUUGCAAAGUGAAAGUUCUGUGGGUCAGGGGGUGCCACGACCCCCUUUGGGGGCUGCCCCUCAAGCACUGGAACAGACAGCGGGAAGCCCGGUUGCCCUGGAGAAGGAUGACGGUUCUCAGAAGGUCCCGGAUGCAGCCCCGCUGCAGGAGGAGGAAGCUCAGCUGGCAGAGAACGGAGGGGACUCAGAGGUGGACUGGGGGACUCCCAACCACAGCCACCCACCCAGAGUGCUGCCAGGCUUGGAUGCUUUGGUGGCUGCCACUGUGGACCUAGGGGACCUGCCUGACAUCAACCUGCCAGCCCCUCAGACCCCAGCAGCCUCGGUGCCUCUCAGCACGGCCCCUCAACCCCAUACCUCAGGGAUUCACGGGAUCGCCCUGCUCAGUGAGCUAGCUGACCUGGAGAUCCAGCGGCAGAAGAGCGAGCUGGCCGUGCAAGCGGAGGACGAGGACGUGCUGGCCUUCAACCUGCAGCACCUUGCCACACUGGCCACAGCUUGGUCCCUAGUCGAGGCUGCUAGCCUGGACAACUCAGUCACUUCACUGCAGGCCCCAGCUACUGGCCCAGACCGAGGGCCCAGGCUCACCCCUAGGAUGCAGAUCCUGCAGCGCAAGGACACCUGGGCGCCUAAAACCAAGCCUGUAUGUCCCCUGAAGGCUGCCAUUGACCGGCUGGAUACACAGGAAGUGGAGAUGCGCAUGCAGCUGGCAGAGCUGCAGAGGCGCUACAAGGAGAAGCAGAGGGAGCUGGUGCGCCUGCAGCGCAGGCAUGACCAUGAGAGAGAGGAGAGCUCACGGAGUCCUGCACGAAGGGGGCCUGGCCGGCCGAGGAAGCGCAAGCAUUCGAGCUCACUGCCCACUCUGCGUCCUGGGGGCCAGCUUGCCAGGAGCGAUGGCAAGAAAGUCAAGGCUGUCCGUGCUAGCCUAAGUUUGCUGUGUGCUGAGCUACGAGGGGACGAGCCCACAAGGAAGAGAAGCAAACUGGAAAAGAGGACCUACCCAGGCCUGCAGACGGCCUCCUCCGAGAAGGCUCGGUGCAAGAAGGGCUGUGGCCAGGCCGAGCUGCCACCGUCAGUGACCCACAAGGUGACCCAGCUGAAGCCAAGAGUCAAGAGCAAGGGGCUGCCCGCCGGCCUGAGUGCCUUCCAGCGCAAAGAGGCUGCCCCAGGUGGGCGCAUCCGGAAGAAGCUCUCUAGAGCCAAGAGUGUCAAGGGGUCAGGGCCAACACCGCAUCCACACCCCGAUGGGGACGGUGGCAGGGAAAUGCCCAAGUUCCCAGCCCAGCCAGCAGUGGCUGUGGCACAUGAGGCAGGCAACGGCUAUGACAGUGAAGACUGCCAGGCAUUCCUGGGGACAGAGGCUGCUCCCAGGGAGCCUGGGCUGGUGCUGCACCCAGGGGCCAGUAUGGCAGUCCUGGGGCCUUCACCUUCCUCCGUGGUCAAGAUGGAAGCCAACCAAAAGGCCAAGAAGAAAAAGGAGAGGCAGGGUUUGCUAGGGGCCUGCCGCCUAUCGAGCCCUGAGGGCGAGGUUAAGAUCAAGAGGCGAGCAGUGAAGAGCAAGGCGGGCCCCAAGCUGGAGCGGGCACCAGGGCGGCGGCCCCCAGGUGCCCCGGGCAAGAAGAAAGCCAAGGGCAAGGUAAAAAGUGGCCUUUGUGCAGAGCCUGGGGCUGCCACCAGCAGGGAUACGCUUUUCAGUCCCACUCGGACCUUCGCCUGCCGAGAGGAGGGCGGCCAACUUGCCAGUGAGCGCCUCAAGAGAGCCACGCGCAAGAGCGCCAUGUUGCAGCCAGUACUGAGGCGUAAGAACGGGGCCUUGUCCAUCGCCCUGUCCGCCCGCAACGCCAAGGCCGUCCUGGGAAAGAGCAGGAAGCUGACGAAGGUGAAGAGAGAGACUGUCGGCAAGCAGGGCCAGGGCCGAGCUAUGAGCCGGCUGCUGGAGAGCUUCGCUGUUGAAGAUGACUUUGAGUUUGACGACGACAGCAGCUUCUCGGAUGAGGAGGAGGAAGAGGAAGCAGAGGAGGCCAGUGUCCAGCUAAGUGCAGAGCAGAGUGCCGCCCUGGCUCGGUCCUGCAUCAUCCACAAGGAGGACCUGCAGGAUGGACUGCCUGUGCUGAUCCCCAAGGAGGACAGUCUGCUGUAUGCGGGCAGCGUCAGGACCCUGCAGCCCCCCGACAUUUACAGCAUCAUCAUUGAGGGUGAGAGAGGUAACCGGCCGCGCAUCUAUUCGCUGGAGCAGCUGCUGCAAGAGGCGGUUCUUGAUGUCCGGCCGCAGUCCAGUCGGUACCUUCCACCUGGCACCCGGGUGUGCGCAUACUGGAGUCAGAAGUCUCGGUGCCUGUAUCCAGGCAACGUGGUUCGAGGUGCUUCAGGUGACGAAGAAGACGACCUGGAUUCUGUGGUGGUGGAGUUUGACGACGGAGACACGGGCCACAUCGCUGUCUCUAACAUCAGGUUGCUGCCUCCAGACUUCAAGAUCCAGUGUACAGAGCCCUCUCCAGCCCUGCUGGUGUCCAGCAGCUGCCGGAGGACCAAAAAGGCACCCAGUGAGGCCCCCCAACCCAGUGACGCGCCUUCUCCCAGCCUGUCCCCUAAAGUGCAGGAUGGCCCUGAACCUUCCAAGACCCCAGGGAAGAAAUCCAUCAGCAAAGACAAAGCUGGCAAAGUCGACCUCCUAACCUCAGGUGCCAAGUCCCCCACGGGGGCCUCAGACCACUUCCUAGGCCGCAGGGGCAGCCCCCUGCUGAGCUGGUCAGCAAUGGCCCAGACCAAGCGGAAAGCGGUGGCUGCGGCCGCGGCAGGUGGCAAAGGGCCGGGGAUGCUGCAGAACCUCUUUCAGCUCAACGGAAGCAAGAAGCUGCGGGCCCGGGAGACCCUGUUUCCCAUGCACAGCAUGGCUGCCCCUGUGUUUGGUAACAGCUUCCGUGCGGACUCCUUCAGCAGCCUGGCCAGUUCCUACACGCCCUUUGUUGGAGGGGCCGGGGCAGGCCUGCCGGGGGGAGCCCACAAGCUGCUUCGGGCCAAGAAAGUCGAGCGUGCUGAAGCAGAAAAGGCGGGCAGGCGGCGGGCAGGCGGCGAGUUCCUGGUUAAGCUGGACCAUGAGGGUGUGACCUCUCCCAAAAACAAAAACUGCAAGGCUCUGCUCAUGGGCGACAAGGACUUUGGACCCAAGCUAGGGAGGCCUCUAGUGAGCCCCAGUUACGCACACCCAGCCCUCAUGGGCAAGGACAAGAAGGGGCGGGCACCCAUGCAUCCACUUCCCAUGGGCCUGGCUCUGCGCAAGUACCCACUGCCCUGUGACAGCGACUGCCCCAGCUCCUACUCCGAUGAGGACGAAGAUGGGCCAGGGCUGGCCACUGGCGUGCCCUCCCGCUUUCUCACCCGCCUCUCCAUGUCUUCGUCGUCCUCUGGAUCGUCCACGUCCUCUUCCUCGGGCUCCAUGUCCACCUCCAGCCUCUGCUCCUCGGAUAACGAGGACUCCUCUUACAGCUCCGAUGAUGAGGACCCUGCUCUGCUGCUGCAGACCUGUCUUACCCGCCCUGUACCCGCCCUCCUGGCCCCACCCGAAGCCCUUCGCACCAAGGGUAGCAGCCCCCACGCCCACGCCCAGCGCUGCUUCCUGUCCAGGGCCGGAGUGGGUGGUGCAGGUGCAGCUGCAGGUGCUAGUCCCAGUGGCGGCAAGUCCAAGUUCAAGCGCAAGGAGGCCCUGAGCUUCUCCAAAGCCAAAGAGCUUUCUCGGAGGCAACGGCUGCCCUCCGUGGAAAACCGGCCAAAGAUCUCAGCCUUCCUGCCUGCCCGGCAGCUCUGGAAGUGGUCGGGGAACCCCACACAGAGGCGAGGCAUGAAGGGGAAAGCCAGGAAACUGUUCUACAAGGCCAUCGUCAGAGGCGAGGAGACACUGCGCAUUGGGGACUGUGCAGUCUUCCUGUCCGCUGGACGACCCAACCUGCCCUAUAUUGGUCGCAUCGAGAGCUUGUGGGAGUCGUGGGGUAGCAACAUGGUGGUGAAGGUCAAAUGGUUCUACCACCCCGAGGAGACCAAGCUGGGGAAGCGGCAGAGUGAUGGGAAGAACGCACUAUACCAGUCUUGCCAUGAGGAUGAGAACGACGUGCAGACCAUCUCCCACAAGUGCCAGGUGCUGGGGCGAGAGCAGUAUGAGCAGAUGAUGCGGGGCCGCAAGUACCAGGACCAGCAGGACCUCUAUUACUUGGCGGGCACCUACGAUCCCACCACUGGACGCCUGGUGACAGCUGACGGUGUGCCCAUCCUGUGCUGAGCUGCCUCUGCCCACCCUCACCCAUGGCUGCAGCCAAGAGGUCAGCUAGCCAGGAACUGGUCUGAGCAAAUAUGCAAUCCCCCCCCACGGCGGGAUCAGGCUUCUCCUCCUCGAAGUUCUCUGGACAGAGCUCCUAGGCUGGACCCCAGUCCCAUCCUAGCUGCUCCAGAGGGAGGGCUGGCUGGUCCCUCAGGGACUGGCUGCUCUGCCGAUGCACCACAGUUCUCGAGAGAUUAGAAUCCAAGCCAUAUUUCCCUAGUACCUCCGACUGUCUCCCACCAGGGAAAGCAGAAAUCAGGUGUGUUAUCUAUUUAUUUCUCUAUGUAAAUAUUGUAUUUCUGUGGGGAAGUUUUAUGGGGGGAAAAAUGGAAAAGGAUUUUUCCCCACUUUCGUGACAAGGGUGUGUGUGUGCGUGCGCGCGUGUGUGUGCGUGUGUACAAAUGCACACGUGCAUUGUGUGUGUGUGUGUGAGUGUGUGUGUGGUUUUGUCCUGGGGUUUUCUUUGGAAAUGCACUGUUCUCGCCUAGUUGGAUUCCAACAGGGGCAUCUGUGACUGCAGAGGUUGCUGGAAUGAGGGCAAGGCCAAAGGCCGUGGGAUGGUCACAUGAGACCCCAGUCACACCCUCCUGUCCUUUGGGGUCCAGCUGUGUGAAGGAAAUGGCACUGCAGUGUAUUUCCUUCCAGUACACCCCAUACAGAAAAGUAUUGGGGUGGGGGCAGUGGUGGUGGCCCUGGGAGGAAAGGGUUCCGGCCACAAGGCGACAACAGCCAGGAUCGGUCUGCCCCGCUCUGCAGCCCAGGAGUAUGGCAGCAGGGCCAUAUAUAUAUCUUACCUCUGUUUGAAACAAAACAAACGAACAAAUAUUUUGAAGUAUCAAUAAGAAAAAUGGAUGUUUAGACUUCCUUUCCUGAAUAUCUCAAGUUAUUUCUGGUUUCCGUUUCCACAGCCAGCUUGUUGCAGGGAGCGAAGCCUGGCCUCACCCAAGCAGGGUGUAGUUGGCCCCUUGCCCCCUCCAUCCCUACCCUUGUCCUCCAGGACACCGGUUGCCUCCUCCCAAGAGCAGCAGGGUUUCCACAAUGGUGCAGCUGGCCCAGGUCACUUCUGGGCCAGAAUUUGGGGCCCCCCUGGGGUUGGUCCACCCUUCUACAUGAGUACCCCCUCAUCAGUAAGACUCUCCUUUUCCCACCAGACCCUUUCCCUGGAGCCCACCACCUCUGGCUGACCUCAAGUGAUGAGGCUGGGCCGGAGGUGCUGGAGUCAAAAAGAAUAGCAGAAUGGCAAGGUGCCGCUCACCCAAGGGGACAGGCAGGUCCGUCUGGCCCCCUGUCUCUCAACCCAGACCCUGGUCCUGAGGCCCCUUUGUCCAUCCCAUCCCAUGACAGUUUCUGGAUCUUUUUUAGAGCUACUCAGCAGGGCACAUAGCAUGGCAGGCUCAUGCAUGGAGUAUAUAACGGGUCCUUUCUGGCCUCUUGCACCCAAACCCUGGCCCCACGUACGAGGGAAGCCCAGCAGCCCUUCUCCCAUGAUGGAAAGAGCAGGCUAGACCCAUGGACCGAAGGCCUUUGUCCUCAAAAAUGCCUGUGGCACACACGCUCCCCAUUGUUCCCCCAGGCGGAGGCUUCCUAAGAGGCAAGGAGUACUGGGUGCCCAGCCAUCUCCCUUUGCUCGGGCCCACCAGGAGUCUGUGCCAAUUCCAGUGAACAUUUCUCUCCCUAGUUGCUCAAAGGGCCCCUGUGGUGGCCUAGGAUAACCAAGGGUACCCCAUUCCCGGCUGCCCCGUCACCCCGAGGCUUUUUCUGUUCUCCACACGAGUGCAAUAUUUCAUUCCUGGAGGUCAUCGGAAACGAUGGCCACCAAGGUCCCGCUCACAGCUAGGGAGUCAGAGUUGAUGGUGAAUGAAGAGACCAGCGCCAGGGAUGGUGCUAGAAUUCGCUGCUCAGAACCCCCAGUAUCCAGGGGCACCGGAGCAAGCAGAAAGGCUGUUCUGUUGGCCGCCUUCUGGAUGUUUCUUUCUCCCUCUGCUGAGCUGUCCCCUCUGUCUUUAUCUCUCCCCUCUCCUUUCUGUGUGCACACGUGAAUGGCGUGACCCCCUCCUCCCCAGCUGUGGCUAACCGUGGUGAAAGCAGGAUUCUUGUAAAUGUGUAAACUAAGAGGCAGGUUGGAUUUUUGUUUUCAAUGUAAACACUAAAUACAAAACAAACAAAAACACAAAGGUUUUAUGAACAGCAAACUCUAUGUAAAGGCAUUUUAGUAUUAAAUUUUUUAUUGAUAACUUGCUUAAGAAUAAAUAUAUGAACUAUUGUACAGGU
Molecule: messenger RNA, 10735 nt
Organism: Phodopus roborovskii (desert hamster)
Lineage: Eukaryota; Metazoa; Chordata; Mammalia; Rodentia; Cricetidae
Gene: Bahcc1
Product: BAH domain and coiled-coil containing 1
Exons: 27
Coding region: 524-8425 (2633 amino acids)
Molecular function (GO): chromatin binding
Source: RefSeq, a predicted model, not a curated record